Aspergillus ibericus CBS 121593 is the source of this 1518-nucleotide messenger RNA. RefSeq names its product UbiD family decarboxylase. Gene Ontology annotation, molecular function: carboxy-lyase activity. Gene Ontology annotation, cellular component: cytoplasm. The record is from RefSeq and is a predicted model, not a curated record. Gene Ontology annotation, biological process: ferulate metabolic process; cinnamic acid catabolic process. NCBI's taxonomy places the organism in Eukaryota, Fungi, Ascomycota, Eurotiomycetes, Eurotiales, Aspergillaceae. Bases 1 to 1518 code for a protein of 505 amino acids. The transcript has a single exon.
AUGACUGAUCACUCUUCCUUCAGCGUGGACCACUCCUUCCGCGCCUUUGUCGAGGCCCUCCGCGCCGACAAUGACCUGGUCGAAAUCAACACCGAGAUCGACCCUCAUCUCGAGGCCGCCGCCAUCACCCGUCUGGUCUGCGAGACCGACGACAAAGCUCCCCUGUUCAACAACCUCAAGGGCAUGGGCCAGAAAGGCCUCUUCCGCAUCCUCGGUGCCCCCGGCUCCCUCCGCGCCUCCAAGAAAGACCGCUAUGGCCGUCUCGCCCGCCAUCUGGCCCUCCCUCCCACCGCCAGCAUGAAGGAAAUCCUCGACAAGAUGCUCUCUGCCAGCACCCUCCCCCCGAUCCCUCCCACCAUCGUUCCCACCGGUCCCGUCAAGGAGAACUCCCUCACCGGCGAUGAAAUCGACCUGACCGCCCUCCCCGUCCCCAUGAUCCACCAGUCCGAUGGCGGCAAAUACAUCCAAACCUACGGCAUGCACGUCGUCCAGUCCCCCGACGGCUCCUGGACGAACUGGUCCAUCGCCCGCGCCAUGGUCAAGGACCGCAACCACCUCACCGGUCUGGUCAUCGAGCCCCAACACCUCUGGCAGAUCCACCAGAUGUGGAAGAAGGAGGGCCGUGACGUCCCAUGGGCGCUCUGCUUCGGUGUGCCUCCGGCGGCCAUCAUGGCCUCUUCCAUGCCCAUCCCCGACGGCGUCACCGAGGCGGAUUACGUCGGCGCCAUGACCGGUCGGCCCCUGGAACUGGUCAAAUGCGACACCAACAACCUGCAUGUCCCUGCCAACGCCGAGAUCGUCAUGGAAGGUACCCUCUCCAUCAGCGAAACCGCCAACGAGGGCCCGUUCGGCGAGAUGCACGGCUAUGUCUUCCCGGGUGAUACCCACCAGUGGCCCGUCUACACCGUCCACAAGAUCACCUACCGGACCAACCCGAUCAUGCCCAUGUCUGCCUGUGGCCGUCUGACCGAUGAGACUCACACCAUGAUCGGUGCCCUGGCGGCCGCGGAGAUCCGCAAGGUCUGCCAGAAUGCCGGACUGCCCAUCACGGAUGCUUUCUCUCCGUUCGAGUCCCAGGUCACUUGGGUGGCGUUGAAGGUGGACACGGCCAAGCUGCGCGCGAUGAAGAUCGCCCCGAAGGAUUUCCAGAAGCAGGUCGGUGAUGUGGUGUUUGCGCACAAGGCGGGAUAUACGAUCCAUCGGUUGGUGUUGGUGGGCGAUGAUAUCGAUGUGUACAAUGGCAAGGAUGUCAUGUGGGCGUUCUCGACCCGGUGCCGGCCUAAUGCUGAUGAGACCUUCUUCGAGGAGGUCCGUGGCUUCCCGCUUAUCCCGUACAUGUCGCACGGCACCGGGCGGCCGAACAAGGGCGGGAAGGUGGUUUCCGAUGCCCUCAUGCCGACCGAGUACACCACCGGAGCCGACUGGGAGGCCGCCGACUUUGAGCACUCGUACCCGGAGGCCCUCAAGGAGAAGGUCCGCGCGAAUUGGGAGACCUUGGGAUUCCGCAAGUUGGAUUAG